CUCUCUCUCUUACUUCAAAGCGCUACUUGAUAGUGGGCUUUAGACAGUGGUUGUUGUUCCUUUCGCUUGGUGGUGCCGAACAUCACCACCAUCACCACCACCACCACCAUGCCUCGAGGGUUCUUGGUGAAGAGAAACCGGCGAUGUCCAGCGUCGUACCGGUCCCGAACAAACAGUGACAACAAACCCGAAACAUGUUACGGAGACAGGAGUGAGAAGUGCGAAGCGACGGAGCGACCGGCAGCGGGGAGAAGCGACGUGUUGAGCGCGCUCCCGUACGUGGUGCCGGGUGGACUGCUCCCGGCGUCCCGCGGGGACUCCACCGUGGUCACAGAGGCGUGGAGGCCGCACGUGGAAUCUGCGCAGUUACCGGAGAUCGAGGAGCAGGUGAGGCAGGCGGCCGGUCAAACUCCCCGCAGCGACUUCUCCUGCUUCUUCACCCCCCCUCUGCCCCCACGCGACCUGACGUCGACCCAGUCCUGCAGCCCCGUUAAACCGGUCGGCACGAGACUGCUGGACCGUCAGCACCACGAGGAGGGAGAUCAGCAGCCGCUGUUCCCCGGGAAGCGCCUCACUUCCUCCCCGGUGCCGGGGUUCCCUGAACCGCCAUUCCUGGUGAGAUCCACGCAGACCCCGGCGUCCCCUUCCAUCGAGAGGCUCCUCGCCAGCAGUAGCCGCAACGCGCCGUCCUACGAGCAUGAUAACAGGUACGACACGCGCGUGGGUCACCUGUUCCCGCCAUUGACACUAGUGAACCCGGAGCAGUUCCUCGAGCAGGACCAACGCAGCAGACUCAGCAGACCGCCCGCGAAGAAGCCCAAAGUGAACCGAAAGCUGACCUUCGAAGAUGAGGUCACGACCUCGCCGGUGUUGGGGCUGCGGAUCAAGAAGGAGCUUCCCGGACUGAGGAGGCAGCGGGAGAGGUCGUCCGGUGGCACCGCGAACCAGCCGCUCGGAGAGUACAUCUGCCAGCUGUGUACGGAGGAGUACCCCGACCCGUUCUCCCUCGCGCAGCACAAGUGCUCCCGCAUAGUGCGCGUGGAGUACCGGUGUCCCGAGUGCGACAAAGUCUUCAGCUGUCCCGCCAACCUGGCGUCCCACCGCCGCUGGCACAAGCCUCGUCCGGUAAACGGCCGCGGCGGGGAGACGCAGGCCGACGAGGGCCAGCCGCUGAGGGAGGGCAAAGAGAACGCGCUGCUGCGCACCGACGGCAAUCAGCACCCCGGGGUGGCGGACAGCUCCCGCGUGCGGCGCGAGCCCCCGCUGCUGCUGCUGCACGGUCGUUCGCGGGACAGCCCUGAAGGCGACGGCCUCGCGCGCCCCCACUACGACCCCUCGCUUCCAUAUCGGAACGCGGCCGGGAGGUGCGCGGACCCGCAGGUGAGAGAGGCUCUCGGUCCGCCCUCGAGCCGGCUUCUGUUAAACGGCAGCCCGGAUGAGGGCGCGGACCUGCCGUUUGUCCAGCUUCCCAUGGACGAGGCGGAGGAGUGUCGGUACUGCGGGAAGAAGUUCCGCCGGCAGGCUUACCUGAAGAAACACCUGGCCGCGCACGAGACGGCGCGAGCGUCUCCCAGCCCGUCUUCUUAUGGGCAAGCGCGCGAGACGAGCGGAGGACAGAGCCAGGUGUUCUCGUGUCACCUGUGCGGCGCGCGCUUCCCGUCGGCGGAGAUCAGGGACAAGCACCGCGUGUGGCACGCGGUGAGGGACGAGUUACUGGCGGGAACACCGCGGGGGGACCUGAGGCCGGAUUUGCUCCACGCGCAGGGAGGGGAGAGCGGCAGCGGGGAGCGCGAGCCGCAAGUCUUCACGUGCACGCACUGCGCGUCUACGUUCUACAGCUCCCCGGGGCUCGCGAGGCACGUCAACAAGUCCCAUCCUGCCGAGAAGCGGCAGGUGAUGCUGCUGCAGAUGACCGUCCGACCGUAAAACGCGCUGGAGGUGGACCACGCACAGUCACACUGGCAUUGCAUUCAGGAAGGUACCGUUACAAAUUGGGACGGAGGCCUGUUUGGUUCAGUUGCGAUAAAAGCGAAAAGCUCGGUGAGAGCCAGUGUGCGGCUCGCGGAUGGGUUUUGUUUAAAGCUCAUUGAGCGUCUUCAAUUGUUUGACCAAGAUACAGUUCUGACCAUAUGACUGAUAAAUAAACAAAACGUCGCUGUGUCGCUGGCAAUUAGAGACGCGUGUUGGUCGGAGCGGAACUGUCCACGGUGCUGAAACCACGCAACAUAAACGACCCGGUCAAACUACUAUUAAAAAAACGACACCAGGUCCAAGGAAGGUCUGUUGUCUUCCAGCAGGUUUUUCAGUCUUUACAGCCAACAGAGUGAAAAGGACAUUUUAAUUUUGUAGACGGGUGAAAGAUCUAAAAUUGAGUAAAAUAACAGAUGGAUUAUUAUGAGAUUAAACCUCGAAAUUGAUGUAAAUUAAAGUUACCCUUGUUCUAAAUGGCAAUUUAUUCUGUUGAAAUCUCUCGGGAUUUAAUUUGUGCAGCCAGUAACACAAUCACAAUACUCCAGUAGGGGAAAAAUGAGAUUUCUGUUCCAGCUUCUCUCGCAUCCUUUCAUUCGGCCAACACAUUAUUUGAUAUUUAAUCACAGCAACUAAACGGUUACAUUUAUUAUAACUCGUUAGAGCAAAGGGGGUCAUUAGCACUGAGGCAAAGACACAGACCUCUCCACGUGUGGCAGACGUUUAAAUUCACAGUGGACACAGUUCUGGGGUAAAAUAACCCUGGAGCCCGUGUUCCAUUACUGGCGUGAUGUGUGGAGACCUGAUAUUACAUUUAGAAAGUGACCUUAUACCCCACGAACUGGAGACAGAUUCAAUGUCUUUUUCAUGUACAGCGAACAAAAAACAAAACAAAGAAAAAUACAUAGAUUGACCAUAAUAUGCCUUUUAUAUUAAAUGUGCCGGUAAGUUUCUCAGCUAACAUAAUAUUUUCAUACCGAAAUGGAACAUUUAAUGUGUGUACUGCUAAUUAAAAAAAAAAGUAUUUAGUCUUUAUCGAUUAUGCAUUAUUGUUGAAAUAUUUGCUGAAACCAUCAUUGAUGCGGAUCAUCUCAUUGUGGUUCUAUUAAGCCUGUAAAGUAUUUUGAUAUUCUUGAAGUUCAAUGUGACAUUUAUUCUAAAUUAUUGUCAAUAAAUGUUAAGACACUA
Messenger RNA from Gasterosteus aculeatus aculeatus (three-spined stickleback), 3156 nucleotides. It is a transcript of the gene insm2, whose product is annotated as insulinoma-associated 2. Lineage: Eukaryota; Metazoa; Chordata; Actinopteri; Perciformes; Gasterosteidae. Gene Ontology annotation, molecular function: RNA polymerase II cis-regulatory region sequence-specific DNA binding; DNA-binding transcription repressor activity, RNA polymerase II-specific. Gene Ontology annotation, biological process: neuron differentiation; negative regulation of transcription by RNA polymerase II; regulation of cell cycle process. Gene Ontology annotation, cellular component: transcription repressor complex; nucleus. The record is from RefSeq and is a predicted model, not a curated record.